GGCACGUUGCGUACCUCCCUCCCAGCAACUGGCCUGGCGGCAACGCGGCCUUAAACCAAGGAGGCGGAGCUGAGAUUGGGUCGAGACUGCUUGUUAACUCCAGGACCAGGUUUAAAUUUUUGAAAUUGAAGUAGGUCUACACGUUAGGAACUCAUGUCUUUUCUUACCAAUGAGGCGAGCGCAGAGUCGAUAGCAUCCUUUUCUAAACAGGAGAUCAUGAGUAGCUUUCUGCCGGAGGGAGGGUGUUAUGAGCUACUCACCGUUAUAGGCAAAGGAUUUGAGGACCUGAUGACAGUGAACCUAGCAAGGUACAAACCAGCGGGAGAGUAUGUGACAGUACGAAGGAUUAACCUAGAAGCUUGUUCCAAUGAGAUGGUGACGUUCUUGCAGGGGGAGCUCCAUGUCUCUAAGCUCUUCAGCCAUCCCAAUAUCCUGCCAUAUCGAGCCACCUUUAUUGCAGACAAUGAGCUGUGGGUUGUCACAUCAUUCAUGGCAUACGGCUCUGCAAAGGACCUCAUCUGCACACACUUCAUGGACGGCAUGAAUGAGCUGGCGAUUGCUUACAUACUGCAGGGGGUGCUCAAGGCCCUGGACUACAUCCACCACAUGGGAUACGUGCACAGGAGUGUCAAAGCCAGCCACGUUCUGAUCUCAGCGGAUGGGAAGGUCUACCUGUCUGGUUUACGCAGCAACCUCAGCAUGAUCAGCCACGGGCAGCGGCAGCGUGUGGUCCACGACUUUCCCAAGUACAGUAUCAAGGUUCUGCCGUGGCUCAGCCCAGAGGUCCUCCAGCAGAAUCUUCAGGGUUAUGAUGCCAAGUCUGACAUCUACAGUGUGGGAAUCACGGCCUGUGAACUAGCCAAUGGCCACGUCCCCUUUAAGGAUAUGCCUGCCACCCAGAUGCUGCUGGAGAAGCUGAACGGCACCGUACCCUGCCUGCUGGACACCAGCACUAUCCCUGCCGAGGAGCUGACUAUGAGCACCUCGCGCUCAGCGGCCAACUCUGGCCUGAGUGAGAGCCUGGCCCCCAGCCCCCCCAGGACCUCCAAUGGCGACACGCCAUCCCACCCGUAUCACCGCACCUUCUCACCCCACUUCCACCACUUUGUGGAGCAGUGCCUUCAGCGCAACCCGGAUGUAAGACCAAGUGCCAGCACCCUCCUGAACCAUUCUUUCUUCAAGCAGAUCAAGCGACGUGCCUCAGAGGCUCUGCCUGAGUUACUUCGUCCUGUCACCCCCAUCACCAGUUUUGAAGGCAGCCAGUCUCAGGAUCACAGUGCAAUCCUUGGCCUGGUAACAAACCUGGAAGAGCUGGAGGUGGACGACUGGGAGUUCUGAGCCUCUGAAGAAGGUGCACAUUCUCCAUCCUGGGCUGCGUGAGCCUCCAGGGCCCUUCCUGAGGGCUGGCUGCACUCCCACCCUCCUGGGGGCAGAUUGAGCAGAAAGGACAUUUCUGCCAGGAGUGUUGGCUGCUUACUCACUGGGAAAGAAAUUCCUGGAAGGAAACUUUUUUUUUUUUUUUUUAACUGCUCCAAAGGCUUUUGAGACACAAGGGAAUCCCAAAAACCAGGGAUCGGGAGGGGCCGGAAAGCUGACGCUCCCAGUCCUGUGAGCUCAGGUGACCUGACCUCUUCAGAAGGAAUAGAUGCCGUUCUGGCUGUGGCGGCUGAAGUCCAAAGCCAGGGUUUGACUCACCCACCCAGGGAACUGUGCGACUUCUCCCCUCUCUGGCUCUCCUACCAGCCCAGGUGCGUCCUCCUUCCCUGCUCUCAGAUCCUAUAGGUCCAGAGGGGCAAAGCAAUAAGACUCCCCUCCCCUCGGACCUCUCCCUAAUAACUGAAGGCAAGGGUAUUGUUUCUUUAUAAGCACUAGCUUAAGGCUAGGGCAAUCCGUCCUCCUCCCCCUCUUUGCUUGGGCCCUUGGUUCAUCCCUGAAACCUUCCCUUGGUUCAUCUUUGUAGCUCAUUCCUUUCCCACGAAGAGUCCAUCUUACCGACUCCUGCCGGCCGCCUUGGUGCUUCCUCCAAGGGCCAUAAUGUUUUGCUUAACCUGAGGGCCUGAGUCCUUAUGCCGUGUUAGUUUCAUUGCCAGAACAAAUUAAAAGUUCCAGAGAA
Lipotes vexillifer (Yangtze River dolphin) is the source of this 2113-nucleotide messenger RNA. It is a transcript of the gene STRADA, whose product is annotated as STE20 related adaptor alpha. Bases 154 to 1338 code for a protein of 394 amino acids. Gene Ontology annotation, molecular function: protein kinase activity; ATP binding; protein serine/threonine kinase activator activity. NCBI's taxonomy places the organism in Eukaryota, Metazoa, Chordata, Mammalia, Artiodactyla, Lipotidae. Gene Ontology annotation, biological process: protein export from nucleus; protein phosphorylation; activation of protein kinase activity. The transcript is spliced from 11 exons. Gene Ontology annotation, cellular component: serine/threonine protein kinase complex. The record is from RefSeq and is a predicted model, not a curated record.